AUGAGGACCAAGAGUGAGUACUUGACCUUAAAUGCAGCUCCUGAGGAAGGCUGCCAUGGAAAAUACUCGAGAACUUUAAGGAAUAAGUGCUCUGAAGCUAUCCUCAGUAAUGAAGCAGGUGUGAAAAGCAAUUUUCCUUUGCCAAGUGAAAUGAUGACUACAAAAUCAGCAGUUCCCAUGAUAGUGUGCUUUCUUCAGCUCUGGGUUGUAAAUGGGCAGGUAAUAUGUGAGAGGCAAAUGACAGCUGAAUGGAGAGAGGAACCAAAACCUACUGUAAUCAAAUGGACACCAAUGGCAAAUAUCUGCUCAGACUUUUACACUGAAUGCUGGAACAUGAAUAAAAGUAUUACUGGGGAAAUCUUGGAAGGACAAAACCUUAGUAUCCCUCAGAUAUGCCCCUUACAGCUUCAAUUAGGUGACAGUCUCUUCAUCUUUUCUGAGCCGUCCUUUCAGUCCUAUGGAAUGAAUUUGGUAAACGUCUCCAAGGAAGAAUUUAUUAAUUGCCCUAAACCUGUUUUUCUUCAAGAACAGUUGAUUUUUGCUUGCCAGAUAAGAGGACUGCACCAAGUUGACCCUAACUGGCUUGGUGUUGGAACUCAUUACUUUGCAGAACUCCAUAAGAGAGGCCCCCUACUGUGCAAUAUGGGCCUUCGUCUGAAUGUAACUGUGAAGCAGCAGUUUUGCCAACAGUCUCCAAACGCACCGCUCUGCUCUGGGCAUGGAAAAUGUCUAAGCCAUGUUUGGGAAAAAGCCUAUAAUUGCCAUUGUUUCUCACACUAUUCUGGAACAUUCUGCCACAAGUUUGAUAUGUGCUCCACCAAACCUUGCCACAACAACGCUUCCUGCACUGAGAAAUCAGAAUUUUCUGGAGAUUCUUAUGAGUGCAAAUGUCCUCCAAAAUUUUCAGGUAAAAAUUGUACAGAAAUAGUUGGACAGUGCCAGCCAUCUACGUGUUUCAAUGGCAACUGCGUCAAUGUUACUCCAAAUACUUUUCUUUGUAACUGUGACAAGGGCUUUACAGGUCCUUUUUGUGAGAAACCUGGUGAUCCUUGUGAAUCUCAGCCAUGCCUAAAUGAAGGCAUAUGCCAGUAUAAUGGGUCUGAAUAUGUUUGUGUUUGUCCUUCUGGAUUUCUUGGUCAUAACUGUGAAAUUGAUAUCAAUGAAUGUUCUUCAAGGCCAUGUCAGAAUGGAGGCUCAUGUAUUGAUUUGCCAAAUGAUGUGGCAUGUAUCUGUCUGCCAAUAUUUACUGGCAAGUUCUGUGAGAGAAUACUGAAUCCAUGUGAAUUACUGCCUUGUUUAAAUAAUGCAACUUGCAUAGCUCAACAGCAGAACUACAACUGCCGCUGCAUGCCAGGAUUCACGGGAAAGAACUGUGAGGAAGUAAUUGACUACUGCAGUCUGCUCAGCAUCAACUGUCUGAAUGAAGGAUUGUGUCUUAAUAUAAUUGGAGGAUUCACUUGCCUCUGUGCACCUGGAUGGACAGGAGAAUUUUGCCAAUUUGCUGAAAAUGCAUGUUUAGUUUACCCAAAUCGUUGUUCUGAUGGAGCAACUUGCAUAGAUAUGAGCCAACGGAGGGAACAACCUUUGUUUCAGUGUCUGUGUCCUCGUGAUUUCACAGGAGAAUUCUGCGAGGUGCAAAUUGGUAACUGUGGUUCCAAUUCAUGUGAAAAUGGAGGAACAUGUAUUGCCUAUGAAGAUCAUUUUCAGUGCACUUGCCCUGUAGGUUUUGAAGGUGAAAGAUGUGAACUCGAUAUUGAUGCCUGCCUUUUCAACAAUAUAAGCUGUGCUCCCGGAGCAUUGUGUAUGGAUAAAUCUCAUGGAUUUAAUUACACAUGUUUAUCACCAUGUAUUGGAAACACAGAGGUAUGUGCAAAUGGAGGUAGUUGCUUCUACGAUGAAGAAAACCAGAGAUCUCACUGUGUCUGUGUUCUCGGAUGGACAGGAAAAACAUGCCUAGAGAAUAUUAAUGAGUGUGAGGUAAACCAGUGCCAACAUGGAGCCACAUGUGAAGAUGGAAUUAAUAAAUACAGGUACUAA
This is a messenger RNA of Myiozetetes cayanensis, 2037 nucleotides long. RefSeq names its product protein eyes shut homolog. Gene Ontology annotation, molecular function: calcium ion binding. Gene Ontology annotation, cellular component: protein-containing complex; plasma membrane. Gene Ontology annotation, biological process: heterophilic cell-cell adhesion; establishment or maintenance of epithelial cell apical/basal polarity. Bases 1 to 2037 code for a protein of 678 amino acids. Lineage: Eukaryota; Metazoa; Chordata; Aves; Passeriformes; Tyrannidae. The transcript is spliced from 10 exons. The record is from RefSeq and is a predicted model, not a curated record.